Molecule: messenger RNA, 639 nt
Organism: Notothenia coriiceps (black rockcod)
Lineage: Eukaryota; Metazoa; Chordata; Actinopteri; Perciformes; Nototheniidae
Gene: commd5
Product: COMM domain containing 5
Exons: 6
Cellular component (GO): nucleus
Source: RefSeq, a predicted model, not a curated record
UCACACAAACAGAAAACUAGCAUAAAAAAAGAGCAUUCUGUGCUUAAAAUUUCACAAUUUUGCUAUUUGUUAUCGCAAAAUACAACAUAUGAUUGCAUGGUACUCAUGUCUUUAAGCCACACAAAGGACUCCAGCUUUUUGGGGGGCAGGAUACCCGCAGAAAUCGAGUUAAUGUCGAAAAACCUGAAGGAUGUGGACCACGAGUUGUUCAGAAAAAUACUAAAAGCUGUGGUCAGCGCCCUGGAGGGGAAGGACAACAGAGAGGUGAUGAAGUCGAUAGCAGAGAGCAGCGUCAUCCCCCAGGAGAGACUCAGUUACAUCGUGGCUGGGAUGCACAGAGUGCUGUCUGAGGCCAUCCGCAUCCCCACAUUGUCGCUAAAGCAGGAGGCCUUCAAAGAAGAUCUUAGAGAACUGAGGAUACCUGAAGACUUUAUCACAGAUUUCUCCAGUGUGGUCUUUGGAAGCAGACGUGCAGCUCUCGAUGCAGCUACCUCUCAAAACGAUCCACACCUCCCCACAAUGGAAGACUUUAAAUGGAGAGUAGAUGUUACAAUUUCUACAAGCUCUUUAGCCCGAGCCCUGCAGCCAUCUGUUCUGAUGCAGAUGAAGCUAUCAGACGGUAGCUGUCAGCGCUUUGAG